Messenger RNA from Micropterus dolomieu (smallmouth bass), 4112 nucleotides. RefSeq names its product TOM1-like protein 2 (gene tom1l2a). Bases 173 to 1612 code for a protein of 479 amino acids. Gene Ontology annotation, cellular component: membrane; endosome. Gene Ontology annotation, biological process: signal transduction. The transcript is spliced from 16 exons. Lineage: Eukaryota; Metazoa; Chordata; Actinopteri; Centrarchiformes; Centrarchidae. The record is from RefSeq and is a predicted model, not a curated record. Gene Ontology annotation, molecular function: ubiquitin binding; phosphatidylinositol binding; clathrin binding.
GCGGAUUGUUUGUUGUCAAAAUGGAGUUCUUACUUGGCAAUCCGUACAGCACUCCUGUGGGCCAAUGUAUAGGCCUAAGUAAAUGAAGCAGCUGUCACAGAAGAAUUUGUUGAUUACAUAUGUCUAGAGGGCCACAGAUGGAGGCCUACAGAAUGAGGACUGGACCCUCAACAUGGAGAUCUGCGAUAUCAUAAAUGAGACAGACGAGGGGCCAAAAGACGCGAUGCGGGCACUGAAGAAGAGACUCAGUGGUAACAAGAACUACAGAGAAGUGAUGCUGGCGCUGACGGUAUUGGAGACAUGUGUGAAGAACUGUGGUCACAGGUUUCAUGUCCAGGUGGCCAACAGAGAUUUUAUCGACGGUGUGUUGGUCAAAGUCAUCUCCCCUAAAUCCAAUCCUCCGACCAUCGUACAAGACAAAGUGCUGUCACUCAUACAGGCAUGGGCUGAUGCCUUCAGGAGUAGCCCUGAUCUAACUGGUGUGGUCCACAUUUAUGAGGAACUGAAGAGGAAAGGGAUUGAGUUCCCAAUGGCAGACCUGGACGCACUGUCUCCCAUUCACACACCACAGAGGGGUACACCAGAGGUGGACCCGGCCAUGAUGAAGUACCUAGCCCCCGCAUCACCUGCUGUCGGGACUCCUGCACCUUCCCCGACCCCCGCCCCUGCCACACAGGUCCCCAACAUGCCCAGCCCUAUCAAAGCAACCCCUGAACAGAUCGCCCGGCUGCGUAGUGAGCUGGACAUAGUGAGAGGAAACACCAAAGUCAUGUCAGAGAUGCUGACAGAGAUGGUCCCUGGCCAGGAAGAUGCCUCUGACCUAGAACUGCUUCAGGAGCUGAACAGAACAUGCAGGGCCAUGCAGCAGAGAGUGGUUGAGCUGAUUUCACGCAUCUCUAACGAGGAAGUGACUGAGGAGCUGCUACAUGUCAAUGAUGACCUCAACAACAUUUUCCUCCGAUAUGAGAGGUACGAGAGGUACAGGUCGGGUAGAGCCGCGCAGAACAACGGGAUGUUGAAUGAGGCCACAGAGGACAACCUGAUAGACCUGGGCCCAGGCUCCCCUGCCGUAGUCACGCCCAGGAUCACCUCCAGCCCUCCACCCCAUUCCGCUGCCGGGGCCGCCGCCUCCCCAGCACAUAAACCCACUACAGCCUCGCUGUCCUUUGCACUAGCUGGUCUUGAUGUUGCUGCGGACAGCGUGAGCAGUACACUGCCCUCUGUACCAAACCAGGAUGACUUUGACAUGUUUGCCCAGACCAGGAGCAGCUCUCUGGCUGAACAACGAAAAAAUGUAAAGUAUGAGGACCCCCAGGCUCUAGGCGGCCUGGCCUCGGCUUUGGAUGUGAGACAGCAGAACGCAGGAGGGAUCCCCGUAUCGCAGUCCUCUGUCAUGGAUGACAUAGAGGAGUGGCUCUGUGCUGACGUGAAAGGGGAUGCCGCAGAGGAAGGGGUGACCAGUGAAGAAUUUGAUAAGUUCCUGGAGGAGCGAGCGAAGGCAGUCGACUCUCUGCCUUCUCCCCCGGGAGCUAACCCUGCUCCCCCUGCCCGCGCUCCUGGUGGCUCCCACAAGAAGGCUGAGCGGACGGAAGACACCCUCUUUGCCUUGUAGACUGUUAGAGGAGGGCCUCGGUCUCUUCUCUUGGGCAUCUAAAGGUCCUCGUCCUAAAUGAUCCCUCCAGUCUUUCCAGUCCCAUUUCGUCUCUGACCGGCAGUCAAGUGAUCUCCACCUCCUUGUCAUUCUCUUGCCACAGUGUUGCGCCGACAUGCAGAGGUCCAAUAUGUUUACUGCGCACAACCAUGUUGCGUUUUACUAUAUAUGGAUGUAUUAAUCUGUUAGUGUGGGAUGUACUACUUCCAGCCCUGCAUCUCAUUGGUAAUGCGCCACCAAAGGAAGACAUCCUUACUUGUCUGAUGGGGUUUAAAAAUGUGGUAUAUUACUGCGAAAUUAAUGUAAAAUGUUCACUGCAGGGCAAUGCAUUGAGUCAGUAUGGAAGAAUACAAUUAGGAUUAUAUUGUGUUGUUAGCUAAUUGCUAAUUUAUGCAUUUAUUGUUUUAAUGGUUUGUUCUGUACUAGCGCUGUGGUAUGUUUUUUGUUUUUUUACAAAUACUUAAGUUUAAGCUCUAGUCAUGCCUCUUAUACUGAGAUAUGUGUGGAAGGGCAACACAUUAUUACCCAAUUUGCCUGAGGCAGUGUGGAGAAAAGACUUAAGUUAAUCGGCUAAUUUAGCUAACUAUGAAUAUAAUAGCUAAAUAUUAGCUAAUCUUGAUGAGUGUAUGCCAGCAUUCCUUUAACCAAAGGGAAUAAAAAACCUAAAAAGCACUAGUUAGGAAUCUCUGUUAUGUAUUUCAAAUAGCUAAGGGGAAGGAACGUGCUCUCUGAAUAUUUCCCAUCAGUCUUUUCAGUCCUCUGAAAAGCUACAAAUAUAACUAGGAAAAGUAUGCUUUUGAGCAAUACACGUUUAGCCAUUCCAAAGAAUAUUAAGGCUUUAAAGACCAACUAGCACUGAAUGGAACAAUAAUCGAGUCCAUGUGUUAGAAAUGUUAAGGGAUGAUGAACAUUUUCCUUUCCCUGCUAUAUUAAUGUCUGUGCACUUUGAAGCAAAAACAAAUCUGUAUUUUGGCCUUUGUGUUUACAAGAUGGUUACUAUUUUUGUAGGGGGAUGGGAAACGGUCUUUAGAUUGACUUCAUUUUGCACACAUUUUUCUAAAGUGUCAUUGCAGCUCAUUCACAAACUUAUAAUUGCAAAAACGUUUAAGAAUAUUAAAGAUUACGUAAAGAUGCAAAACACAAUAUGGCAUCUAAAUUAUCAGCAAGACUUUCGCUGACACCAUAAUCAACUUAAAUACAAAAUGUAUAACUUACAGUAAUGGACUGUCAUAAAGGAUGUAUUCAUAUAGGUAGAACUUCAGUUGCUCUAUAUUAUGUAAUAUAUAUAUAUACCUCAAAAUACAGGAAUUCCUGUAACUGGUUAAAAUGUAUUGGCUCAUUGUAAGAGACAGCAAAUAGGCUUAUUUAUCAUUUCAUCCCCUGAUUGUAUUUUUAUAGUUCAUGUAAAAAGAAAAAAAACAAGUUUGUAUCAUUGAUCUUUUUGUGGUCCAGGCAGAAGCAUGCAGUAAACAAAACCUCAGUUGUACUUUCUUUGAUUUGGACAGUCAAAGAUUAUUUUCAUUCUUGUGUUUUUUCAUUUUGGCAUGAUUCAUCUGCACCUGUUGGAGCUGGUGCCUGGCAUUUCCUUGAUUGUCCAAUUUCAGCAAAGUAGCCCUGACUGGAGUUUGUCUUUGGUGUACUUAGGAUCGCAGUUUGAGGCGAAAAAGCAAUCCUGCCUUCGUUGCAGCUCUUUUCCUGAGGCUCUGGUUUGUUUUAACGUUGUCCAGUUAUAACACCAAAAGCCUUGUCAAUUUAGGCAUUCCUUUUGAAAUUCCUCCCUAGCUUAAUCAUGCUUUCAAAAUUUGUUGAUUUACCAGUUGUCAUUAUCGGCCUUCCACAAGACGGAAAUAUUCAUUAUUUGUUAUAAGUAAAUUCAAUGGUGACAUUAAAAACAUAUUUGUGUCUACACCAUCAUUAUGAUUUAAAUAUUUAAAUGUAUUUUAGCUGAGGAAAAUUAAUGAUUAACAAGCUUUAACUUUUCAAUGUUGUAAAUGCUGUACGGUUAUAUAGGCUUACUGGUUGCCAGGUAUCUGAGAUAAUAGUGUUACAUUUACAAUAAACCAUAGCGUUAACUUUGACUUUUGCCGUGCAGGCUGAACAAAGAGGAGUAAUAAAACAGGAGAUCCUUUUAAAAGGGAACUUUGAGUCAUUUUCUGUUUGUGUGUUUCAUAUCUCUGGAUCUGUAACAGAGUGUAUUGUGUUACUUGCUUGAGGGUUAAGUCCCGAUUGCAACAUGUAUUCCUCGAAAUUCUGUCUCUCUCUGAAUGUCUUUUAAUACUGACGAAACAGAGCAUUUAGCUGACGUUUCAUGGACAUGGAAGAGAGAUGUGUUUUCUGAUGGUGGGUGUCUCAUGUCUGUAUGGCUGUGCCGUCUGCUGCCAUUUAUUAAUGGUCAGAUUUUUGUUUGAUCUAAUGCACGUAUGUAACUGCCCAAUAAAACACUAGCAAUGUCUGACCUCUA